AAAAGAAAGAAAGAAAGAAAGAAAAAGUAUUUAGUCAUUCAGUUUGCAUUGAUCUGUGAUAAUCCAGUUAUGAGUGGUGUUAUAGAUUCCCCUACCUCCCGUCUCUGCUCUUAUGGCCUCAGUGAUGAUGCUUUAGGAUAUUUUUUCAGUUAAAAGAGUCUGAUUAAUAAUGAUGGCAAUUAGCAAACAAAGUAAAACAAUUUGCAGACAUGCUUUCCAUCCUUUCAUUUGGAGGAAAAAUAGCUUAGCUUUACUCAGUCGGAGAUUUCUGUGCAGUAAAGCAGAAGGAAAUUUACCUAUGAGCGCUGCAGCUUUGGUGUGACAUUGUCACAGGCCAGAGAAUCUCUGGGAUAUUUCAGCCCCACCUGGACAUUUUAUUGGCACACACUAUCUUGAGAAACCCUUUUGGGGCCAGCAGAGAUUGAAAACUUGCAGGGUGUAUUGAGUAAAAUGAGUCUGUGACAAAGAUAAGGCAAUCAGUAAAUCGAAAUCUGCUGAUAGUGGUCAGGGACAGAAAUGAUGUAGCAGGAUCUGUAUGUCAGUACAGGAGAUGGAGAUAAGGGACAACAUCAGAUGGAUGUCAAGAAAUCCUCUCAGAUCAGGCUGGGCCACCUCACCCCCACCCUCACAAUGCCUGGCUCUUAAAACUGCAUUCCCAGAAUUGUCUUCAGAGGCAAGAAGCUCCAGAGGAAAAUGGAAAGCUUUUGAUAAGGUCCAAGAAACUCCUCCUGGAGCUUUUUACUGCUUUGGAUUUCUUAUCAUUUUCACCAAACAGGGACUGAAUCUCCGCACCAUUCCACCAUUGAAGUGAGAUUUUCCAACUGCCUAACUCUCUGAAAACACCCACCUGAAUUCUCUGUGCUCAACAGAGCAGCCCAAGGAUAAACCCUCCGGUAAAUCCCAUGUGACUGAAGAUAUAGGAGUCUGCCUGAAGACGUGACCAUUUGCCGUCCCCAGUGACCAACACACUGCAGGCUGAAGCAGACAGGCUCAACUCUGCAAGAGGACAAGUUCAUCCCAGGUUUCCCUGUUGCCCUUUGCCAUUACCCAAAAGAGGAUGGAGCUCGGCGAGAUCGUUGUGACUGAACAUCCCAAUGAGAGGGAGCUGUACAAGAAGGAGAUGCCAAGAGCUCAGGACCUGCUGUGGAGAAGUGGAAACUGGAUCCUCCAUGGUUUUGGGUAUCUCACAGGAGAAAUGAAAGAAUAUGGAGAGUGGAUGAAAAACAAACCCUUAAUGGUUCAGCUGGUGGACUGGAUCUUGCGAGGGACCUCUCAGGUGAUGUUUGUCAACAAUCCUCUCAGUGGACUGAUCAUUUUAGUGGGGCUUUUCAUCCAGAGCCCCUGGUGGAUGCUCACAGGCUGCACUGGAACCACUGUGUCCACGUUAACUGCGCUGGCCCUCAGUCAGGACAGGCCGUCCAUCGCAGCCGGGCUGCACGGCUACAACGGGAUCCUGGUGGGCCUGCUCAUGGCUGUCUACUCUGACAAAGGGGAUUACUACUGGUGGCUUCUCCCCCCUGUGGCAGUGAUAUCCAUGGCCUGCCCAGUCCUGUCCAGUGCUUUGGGAUCCAUCUUCAGCAAAUGGGACCUUCCUGUUUUCACUCUGCCCUUCAACAUUGCGGUGACCCUGUACCUGGCAGCCACAGGACACUACAACCCCUUCUUCCCCACAACCCUUAUCAAGCCCGUAGCUGCAGUGCCCAAUAUCACCUGGUCUGACAUCAAUGUACCUCUGCUCUUACAGUCCAUUCCAGUUGGAAUUGGUCAGGUGUAUGGUUGUGGGAACCCCUGGACUGGCGGCAUUUUCCUUGUGGCUCUGCUCAUCUCCUCCCCACUGAUUUGUCUACAUGCUGCAAUUGGAUCAGCUGUGGGGAUGUUUGCAGCCCUGAGCAUUGCAUCCCCAUUUGACAGCAUCUACCUUGGCUUACACAACUACAACUGUGCCCUGGCCUGCAUCGCCAUCGGGGGCAUGUUCUACGCCCUGACCUGGCAGACACAUUUGCUGUCACUUGCCUGUGCAUUAUUUUGUGCCUACUCCGGAGCAGCUCUUGCUAAUGCCCUCUCUGUGCUCGGGCUGCCGGUGUGCACCUGGCCCUUCUGCCUCUCCGCGCUCCUCUUCCUGCUGAUAACCUCAGAAAACCCGGCCAUCUACAAAAUGCCCCUCUGCAAAGUCACACACCCAGAAGCCAACCGGAUCUACUACCUGAGGAUGAAGAGAAGGGCCUCGGAGAGCAGGAGGGAGGAGCAGAAGAGAAAGGAGCAGAAACCCUCUGACAGCUCAAAAAUGAGCCCUGGGGGCACCCCACUGUGCACCCCCAAGAGCCGCCACGCUCACUGAUUUCAGGCACACGCAGCUCUGCAGUUUGGGGGCAGCUUUUCCAGCUUCACCCAGGCACACCACAGCCACAAACACCACUUUUGCCAGCAGUCUGAGGGCUGGAGAUUCAGCGUUCCACGCUGGAGGAAUCACGGUUUGCCCUUGAGCUAAGCUUUCCAAAAAGCACUCAGGUAACAUAAUAACAGCUGCCUUAUCAAUCCACUGGCUGUUAACUUGAAAGUCACUUCUUAUCAAUAAUAAUUAUAAGAAUAGGCAGAAGAACAUUAAAGCUGACAAGAGGUUGCAUUUAAUUUCAGAGGUGUAAUUUAACAAAGUAAAUAUGCUGAGAAGGCAUUGGUGUCUAAUAACAAUAAAUAAUGUAAGAACUAAGUCAAGAGCUGCACUCCAAAUUAAGAGCAUGUAUAUUUGAAAGUGAAAUAAACAGACUGUUCUCUUCCUUUCUUGUGUGCCAUCAA
Messenger RNA from Parus major (Great Tit), 2793 nucleotides. RefSeq names its product urea transporter 2-like. NCBI's taxonomy places the organism in Eukaryota, Metazoa, Chordata, Aves, Passeriformes, Paridae. The record is from RefSeq and is a predicted model, not a curated record. The transcript has 12 exons. Gene Ontology annotation, cellular component: membrane. Gene Ontology annotation, biological process: urea transmembrane transport. Gene Ontology annotation, molecular function: urea transmembrane transporter activity. Bases 1058 to 2338 code for a protein of 426 amino acids.